Messenger RNA from Prorocentrum cordatum, 6555 nucleotides. The record is from the annotation of a GenBank genome assembly. NCBI's taxonomy places the organism in Eukaryota, Dinophyceae, Prorocentrales, Prorocentraceae.
AUGGCGCGUGGCUGGGUGGCCCAGGCGAAUUUCGAGGACCUCGACCGUGGAGACGAGGACCUCUGGGAGGCGCUGGAGGCCGUCGUGCCCGCGCCCGAGGUGGACGGGCCCGUGCCGAUCGACCUGUUGGCGGUGGCCCAGGGCGAAUGCUACUGCAGCACGGGCAGCACAGCAGGCGGCCUCGAGCAGUGCCGGUUCGCGUGGCGGGCGCUGCGGGUCUCCAGCGCAGUGCCGCCGCGGCGCUUCGCGACGGCCGAGUUCCUUGUCCGCGACGACGGCUACUGGGACUGGUGGGCCAGCCAGCCUGGGCAGCCGAGCGCGGUGACAGAACGCCCGUUCAUCCACGUGUGCUCGGGGAACCCGUGCUCAGUCGUGGAGGGGCCAGGGACGUGCACCGAGCUGGUCCACGUGGCGGACGGGGAGGAGCUCGGCCUCACGGACCUGCGGGCGCUGUUCGUCGAGUGCCAGGAGGCGCGCCCGGAGGCGGCUGGCAAGGAGCCUGUGAAGAAGCGGUCGCUCGGGGACCUGCUGGUCGAGCGCGCCGCGAAGCUCACGAGGGCCGCCUCGGACGCGGGCCCCCGAGGGUCAGGGGACCCCGUGCCCGAGCAGUCGCCGCCAGGAGCUGGUCUGAGCGGCGGCACGGCGGAGCUGGCGCAGGCGGUCGUGAAGGCCAUCCGCGAGGGCAAGGAGGCUCCCCCUGGCGGCAGCGGCGGGGACGGCCUCGGCUCCCUGGACCCCGCGGCGGUGCCGCGCGACCUGGCCACGAGGAGGGGGGAGGCGGCCGUCGACGCGACGGGCCCGAUCGCGCUGCGGUACCUCCUCAAGGUCUACCUGCCGCAGCAUCCGGUGAAGGAGAUCGGCGUGCAGACGCACCGUGUGUUCCGCACCCUCGCGGAGGCGGUGGACCUGCUGAUGCAGGGGAAGGUGGCCCACGCCUGCGACCUGAUCGUCCAGCGCCUAAGGGCGCUGCAGGUGGCAACGACGGACGGCUCGUGGGCGGCGGCGAGGUGGUUGGUACUGAUCCCGCCGCGCAGCGAUCCCACGGCCAUCUGCAGCGAGGAGGAGGAGCUCAUCCGCAGCAUCCAGCUCGGCGGGAUGAGGUUGGACGAGCUCUCCGCGCGCCUGGCCUCCGCCAAGGCGCCGGGAUGGGGCGGAGGCCCGACGGGGGCGCGCCCGCCGCUGGCGCCUCCGUCUGUUGGCCAGGGGUCGGCAGCCCCACCGCCGUGGAAGAUGUCCUUCGCGGAGAUGCGGAAGGAAUUCCCGAAGCAGCCAGUGGAAACGAACACCCUGCACCGCCUGCGAGCCUUCAAAGCUCGCGCGGCGGGCGUCGCGGAGCCCCCGCUGGCCACCGCGCUGCAGUGCUGGGCCGACGAGCUCUCCCUCGGCUUCGGCAAGAGCCUCGUCGCGGUCGACCUGGCGGCGCAGCUGGCAGCAGCAGUACGACGCCACCCAGGCAGCCUUGGCCACUUCGCUCGGUCGUUCAGCAUGCGUGCGGACACAUUUUGUGGGAGCGGAGGGUCGUCGAACAGGAGGGUUCGGGACGCCCUGCCGCUUCCCCUUCCGUCGACCGAGGAGGUGGGCCGCUGGCUGGCCCACAGUGCCUUGCCCAAGGCACGCAGGUGCCGCCGCCGCGCCGUGGCGCGGGAGGUCAGCGAGCAGGCGUGGCUGCACCUCAGCGUGGUGGCGCUCAACUAUGUGUUCUGCGGCCGCUCGCAGGGAAGCUGGAGCCACAGGCUGACCCUGUCGAAGGCGCAGGCGCGGGUCUACGUGCAUUUGAAGAGCCGAGCGGCGGCCUUGGCGGAGGACCCGCUCGCUAUGGUCGUGGCCCCUGCGAUCGACGAGCUGGCGGGCGGCUGCGAGUCAGCGUACGAGGGCGAGACAGGCGUGAAGGCCCUCCCCUGCCGGCUCUGCGAGCUGGCCCCUGGCCUGCCCACGCGGGAGUGCGCUGCCACGCUCGACGCUACCGACUUCGUUGGCGCCGAGGUCGACGCCUGGCUGCGCCGCCCCGAGCUGGCGCUCCUCGACCAGUCCGACUGGCCCGACCCGUCGCCGCGGGCCCGCGUGAACGUGGAGACGGAGGCGGACUGGGAGGAGCUGGUGCUGCACCUCGUGUCGCUCAGCAUCUUCACCACGCCCGCGGAGAGCGAGCUGGUCCGCGUGAGGGGCGAGCCCGUGCUGAUCGGCCUGUUCGCGGUGGAGAAGAAGGGCACCCCAGCGCCUGACGCCACGCGGGUCACCAGGCUCAUCCCCGACAUGGUGCCAGGCAACUCGCUCCUGAAGGCCCACGUGGGCGAGGCGGCGCUGCUCGCGGCCUCGGCGUCCUGGACGGCGGUCGUGGUCCCCGACGGGAAGCUGCUGCUGUGGUCGGGCGACGACCAGAAGGGGGCAUUCUUCGUGUGGCGGGUCUCGCCCGCGUGGCACCCCUACAUGGCCGUGGGGCGGCCGCUCGCGGGCGAGCUGUUUGGCCGCUCGGAGCCCGUCGUCUACGUGACCUCGGCUGUCAUCGCCAUGGGCUGGUCGCUUGCGGUGCCCGUCCUCCAGCACAUUCGCCGACGGCUGUGCCGCCUGGCGCCGCCCCUCGGGGCGGGGCUUCCCCUAGACGGGGAGUGGCGCAGGGAUUGGGCGCGGCCCCUGGUCGAGGCUGGCAGCGGCCAGGACGCUGGCUGGUGGCAGGGCUACAUCGACGACUUCGAUGCGCCGGAGAUCGUCGAGGAGGUUUUGGCCUGCAAGCUCGUAGGGGCCCCGAGCGACCUCCAGCUGCAGGUCCGCGCCAGCUGCGAGAGGGCGAGCGCCUCCUUCUCGGCCGAGAAGGCGCACUGCAGGCAGCUGAAGGUCAAGCGCAUGGGCGCGGACGUCGACGGCGUCGGCGGGCGCCUCGCGGUCCCCGCCUCCAAGGCGCUGGCCACUGCGGGCCUUUGCUUGGCCGCGGUGCCGCGGCGCCUGGUCCCGCGGCGCGUUGCCAUGGCGGCCCUCGGCAUGCUCGCGAGGGUCCUCGAGUUCAGGCGGCCGCUCCUCGGGGUCCCGCACUCCGUCUGGGCGCUGGCUGCGUCCUCGGCGCAGGAGGCUUACCUGGACGCGGAGAUGGUGGAGGAUCUUCUCAUGGGCGUGAUGGACGUCGCCGCCGCCUUGCAGGUGCCGAGGACGGUCCCCGACCAGCUGGGGAUAGGGGCCAGGCUCCUCGACAUGGCCGAGGAUCCCGCCCGACCGUGGGCGGCAGCCAACCCACGCGUCCCCGCCAGAGCAGUCCGCAGGGUGUUGUCGGUGCUGCUCAUCUGCCUGUUCGACGGCAUCGGAGGCCUCGCCGUCGCCUUCUCGAGGCUGCCCUUCCGCAUCGCGGCCUGCGUCGCGGCCGAGACGGACGCCGAGGCGAGGCGCGUUGUCAGGCUCCGCUGGCCAGGUGUCAUCGGCUGGGGCGACGUCACCCGCGUGGGCAGCGAGACGGUGCGGGACCUGUUCGAGGGGUUCGGCGGCCUCGUUGAGCCCGUGGCGGUCGCUGCGGGCAGCCCCUGCCAUCGCCUGUCACGCCUCGACGUCGGCGGGCGCGGCCUCAGCGGUAGGGAGUCCUUGCUGUCCCACGAGGUGCCGCGUAUCCUGGCUCUCCUCGCCGCCGUCUUCAGGGACAAGCUCGUUUGGGUCGUGGAGAACAUGGCCAGCAUGUCCAGCGUCAAUGUGGAGCUGAUCUCGGAGGCGCUGCAUGUGAGACCGACGCUGGCGUGCUCGUCGGUGUUCGUGCCGUGCCGCAGGCCGCGCCUGUUCUGGACGAGCUGGGGCGUCACCUCAUCGGCGCCUCUUCGGCUGACCGACCGCGGGGUCUACGACGAGCUGGUGGGCCCUGGCGUCCCGCUUAUGGACCUCGCGUGGGAGGACGAGGGCGGCUCUUGGCCAGGGAGACCGGGGUACACCUCCCUAGCCACCCAGGGCUCGAACCCUCAGGACGCCUUCGACGCCAGGGCCUUCCUCAUCGGCAACAGCUUCAGUAUUCACGACGUGGCAUGGUUGCGCCAGCAACUCCUGCACCGCCGCGGCGCGCUGGACAGGGAGCUGUCGAUAGAAGAGGCGCCCCCCGUCCGCGAGUGCCAGGUGACGUGGGACCAGGCGGGGGCCUUCGUCACGGAGCCAGGGGGGCCGGACACCGCGGAGGCGAGACAGCUGGUCCUGCACUACCUCAGCCGCACGGAGAAGGGCGGGUCGGACGUCAGGCUGGACUACGGCGUCCCCUGCCGCCCGCGAGGUUGGCCGAGGACGAACCUGGGCCCGUUUGCGUGGAAGUGGCGCGUGGCGGUCAGCAUGGCGUGGCCCGGGCGGAACUCCACCCACAUAAGCGUGAGAGAGCUGCAGGCGGCCACGUCGGCGAUCAGGUGGCGCGCCCGCAAGGUCGUGCGGCACGGGAGCAGGUUCUUGCACCUCGUCGACAGCCGGGUGGUCGCGGCCAUCGUGACGAGGGGCCGCGGCAGCAGCAGGAAGCUCCAGCCCAUCCUGAUGCGCCGGAUGGCCGUCGUCGUGGCGGCCGACAUGUACCCACUGAUCGGCUGCGUGGUCUCGGAGGACAUCCCCGCGUGGCUCGGCCCGUGCCCGCAAGGCGCCGCGGGACGCGCUGCCAGACUCUCUUCCCUGACAGUGUCGGCGGAGACGCGGCGGCGCUACGGGCGGGCUCCGCGGGCCCUGCUGGCCCACUUCGGAGCUGAGCAGGCGGGGGCGGACGCUUUGCGCGGCGACCCCGAGGACGCCGACGCCCUCGUCGCGGAGUACCUCGAGGACCUGUGGGCCUCUGGUGCGGGCAGCGCGGCCGCCAGCAACACGCUGGCAGAGGUGUGCUUCGCAACGCCUCGCCUGAGGCGACACCCUGGCCUGAGCGGGACUCUCCUCAGGGCAUGGAGGCAGCAUGGGCCAGCGCCCAGGGUGCUGCUGCUCACGACCCAGGCCGUCGCGGCCAUGGCGGGGAUCGCUUGCGCUGCAGGCGCUCUCGACGCGGCCGCCCUGACGGUGAGCGACAUCGUCGACCGCGACAUCGUCGACGAGCUGUUCGUGGUCCGCGUCAGCUCGUCCAAGACCGCGGACUGCGCGGAGGCAGUCAUCGUCCGCGGCAGGAUGGCCGCGGUGCUCCUGCGGAUGGCAGGCCGCGGCCUUGGUGCAGGUGCGCGGCUCUCCACCGCACGCCUGCGCAUCGAGGGCGCGGUGGCCAGCUCAGUGCCCGCCAGCCCGGGAGCAGGGCAGCCCGCGCCGUUGCGCGAGGACAAGGCAGCUUUCGAGAUGGAGAAGGCCAAGUACUUGGCAGACCACCCCGACCACAUGGAGCAAGUGGAGCAGGCGUACUCGAGCGCAGGAGACAAGUACCGGCUGAAGCGUUUGGCCGCGGCGGCAGCAAUGAUCGAUCGCAUGCGCUUCUGCCUUGCAAUCCAGUCGUUGCAGAGCGUGUGGGCCAUCCAGGUCUCGACCGGCGGGGCACCGACCGAGGCCAGCGCCCUGCGUGGGAGCCGCCAUGCGCUGAACAUGAGCACCCGGCUGGGUGCGAUCCUGUCGUUCCCCGGCGUCACGUGGGCCACGAGCACUCUGACUGAGGGAACGCUGUGCUGGACAGACCGCGCAUCUUACUAUUACUAUUCCGUCAGUUCGAGCGGCAUCCCAUCUGGCACUACGUUCUGGAUGGGGCCCCACAAAACUUAUCCGGAGGGCAGCUUUGAGAUCACCGCCCUGGAGUCCGGCACGCUGUACUUCUGGAGCGAGACUAACUCCACACGCGACGGCGGAUUCGAGGCGGCGUAUUCGGGCUCUGCAGUGGGCACGAUGACGUGGAACGGCCACGCCAUGACUACGUACUCGAUGCCAGUGACGAGUGGGUCGACCGUGUCCAUCGUCAAGGGGACGGCCCAGUUCGUCGGUGGGUUUGCGUGGGUGCCGGCCCCCGUCGCAGUGCACGGCCGCAGUGGCGGGUGCAGGCGGCGGCUUCUCGCCCGCCGCCCGGUGGGGCCCGCCGGGCUCCUGCAGUGUGCGAGGCUGCUUCUGCUCCCGAGUGGUUUCGAGGCUGGACAGAACCCCCAACAGUGACACGUCGAUUAGUGAAUUGUCCGUUUUCGGUUCUCGAGAGGGCGCCGUGGCCGUUAUUUUCCAGGUUUGCGCCCUCCAGGUUUAGGCCUCAGGUCGUUUUCACUAAACCACGUUUUACUAAAGGGGGGUCUGUCCAUCCCUGAGAGGCUGCUUCUGCUCCCGAGUGGUUCUUUGCCUCCUCGCUCUUUUCCGCGCCUUCCGUGUUCUCACGGCUCUCCCCACGAUCGGGCGAAGAGAACUACGUAUGCACAUGCACCGAUCUUGGCAAGGCCCAUCCUUGACCCAGGAUCGGUGCAUAUGCCUUCCUGGCCAGGGUAGGAGGGCGUAUGCACCGAUCCUGGGCUCAGGGUGGGCCUGGCCAGAAUCGGUGUAUGUGCAUAGUUCUCUUUCCUCUGUCGCUCUUUUCCGCGUCUUCCGUGUUCUCACGGCUCUCCCCACGAGUCAUGAAACUCGUUUUCGCUUCGAGAAGCCCCGCCAGCCCAUUCAGAAACCCUGCCCAGGAGAGCUGAC